Messenger RNA from Nasonia vitripennis (jewel wasp), 7892 nucleotides. RefSeq names its product CAD protein (gene rudimentary). Gene Ontology annotation, biological process: UTP biosynthetic process; L-citrulline biosynthetic process; 'de novo' pyrimidine nucleobase biosynthetic process. Gene Ontology annotation, cellular component: cytosol; cytoplasm. The transcript has 25 exons. Gene Ontology annotation, molecular function: amino acid binding; ATP binding; aspartate carbamoyltransferase activity. Bases 110 to 6853 code for a protein of 2247 amino acids. Lineage: Eukaryota; Metazoa; Arthropoda; Insecta; Hymenoptera; Pteromalidae. The record is from RefSeq and is a predicted model, not a curated record.
GCGCGCUGCCGUAGAGAGACAUCAGAAGAGAGAGAGAGAGAGAGAGAGAAACGGCGCGUAGCUCGUUCAGUAGUGCUCGAGCUACUAGCAAGUCCGGAGAGUCGCGAAGAUGACCGUGAAAAGUAAGGCCGAUGAGGCACCCAAGUGCUACCUCAUACUCGAGGAUGGCAGCGUCUUUCCGGGCACGAGCUUCGGCGCUCACAAGGAAGUCGACGGAGAGAUCGUUUUUCAAACAGGGAUGGUCGGAUAUCCCGAAUCGCUGACCGACCCGUCCUACUGCGAGCAGAUCCUGGUGCUGACGUAUCCCCUGAUCGGCAAUUACGGCGUACCGAGCCACGAGAAGGAUGAGAACGACUUGCCAAGAUGGUUCGAGUCCCACAAGAUAUGGGCAGCCGGUCUCGUGGUCAGCGAGCACUGCGACACACCGAGUCACUGGCGUCAGACCAAGUCGCUGUCGGACUGGAUGCGCGACGAGGGUAUCCCCGGAAUCCAAAAAGUCGACACCCGUGCCCUCACUAAGAUCAUCCGAGAAAAGGGCACUAUCCUCGGUAGAAUCGUCCACUCGCUACCAGCGGACCUCAAGACCCUACCGGCUGUCGUCGAUCCCAACAGUCACAACCUCGUCGCCAAAGUUUCACGCACAUCGAAAGCAACGUUCAACCCUAAAGGUUCGCCGCGCAUCUGCGUCGUGGAUUGUGGUCUCAAGUACAACCAGUUGAGAUGCCUAACUGCUCGUGGUGCUCGAGUCGACGUCGUUCCCUGGAACCACAAGAUCCAGGAAGAGCAGUUCGAUGGUCUGUUCCUCAGCAACGGACCCGGUGACCCUAGUAUGUGCAAAGAGACCCUUGACAAUCUCAAGAAGAUCCUCGCCUCGGCCAACAAGAAACCUAUAUUCGGCAUCUGUUUGGGGCAUCAGCUGUUGUCACUAGCAGCUGGAUGCAAAAGUUACAAAAUGAGAUACGGUAAUCGCGGUCACAACCAGCCAGCCGUGCACCAAGGCACCGACCGGUGCUACAUGACCUCUCAAAACCACGGUUUCGCCAUCGAUGCUACCAGUCUGCCCAAGGACUGGGAAGUCCUCUUCACCAAUGCCAACGACCAAAGUAACGAGGGUAUCGUUCACUCAAAUCUGCCGUAUUUCUCAGUACAGUUUCACCCAGAGCACACAGCUGGUCCCCAGGACCUCGAAUGCCUCUUCGACGUCUUCCUGGACAGCGUCCGUGACUCGAUGACCGCCAAGUCCGGCAACAGCGUCAAGCAGCGCUUGCAUCAGAAGCUCGAGUAUCAGCCGGAGAAGCCGGUGUCGUUGGAUUAUCCCAGGAAGGUUUUGAUUCUUGGCUCCGGAGGCCUGAGUAUAGGACAAGCUGGAGAGUUUGAUUACUCAGGCUCGCAGGCUAUCAAGGCUCUGAAGGAGGAAAACAUCCAGACGGUUCUAAUCAAUCCGAACAUCGCCACUGUCCAGACGUCCAAGGGAAUGGCGGACAAGGUUUACUUCUUGCCGAUUUUGCCCGACUACGUCGAACAGGUUAUUCAAUCUGAGCGACCGGACGGUGUACUUCUUACUUUCGGUGGUCAGACGGCCUUGAAUUGCGGUGUCCAGCUGCAAAGUCGUGGAAUCUUCGAGAAGUACGGGGUCAAGAUUUUAGGUACCCCGAUUGAGUCGAUAAUUGAAACCGAAGACCGGAAGUUGUUCGCCGAUCGAGUGAAUGAAAUCGACGAGAAAGUAGCCCCCAGUUGUGCUGUAUACUCCAUACAAGAAGCCCUCGAAGCUGCUGAGAAGCUGGGCUAUCCAGUCAUGGCGAGAGCAGCCUUUUCGCUUGGUGGUUUGGGCUCUGGAUUUGCCAAUACCCCAGAGGAGUUGAAAGCUUUGGCUCAGCAAGCGCUCGCUCACUCUUCACAGUUGAUCAUUGAUAAGUCGUUGCAAGGAUGGAAAGAGAUCGAAUACGAAGUGGUUCGAGAUGCUUACGACAACUGCAUCACCGUCUGUAACAUGGAGAACGUCGAUCCACUUGGUAUCCACACGGGUGAAUCUAUCGUAGUAGCUCCAAGCCAGACUCUUUCAAACCGAGAGUACAACAUGCUCAGGACGACAGCAAUUAAGGUGAUCCGGCAUCUUGGCGUCGUCGGAGAAUGUAACAUUCAAUACGCGUUAAAUCCUUUCUCUGAGGAAUUUUAUAUUAUCGAAGUCAACGCCAGACUAUCCAGAAGUUCAGCUCUUGCCAGCAAGGCUACUGGUUAUCCACUUGCGUACGUUGCUGCAAAGUUGGCGCUAGGUAUACCAUUACCUGAUAUCAAAAACUUAGUAACUGGCAAAACUACCGCUUGCUUCGAGCCUAGUCUGGAUUACUGUGUCGUCAAGAUUCCCAGAUGGGAUCUUAGCAAAUUCCAGAGAGUCAGCACAAAGAUUGGCAGUUCUAUGAAGAGCGUGGGAGAAGUCAUGGCGAUAGGUCGCUGCUUCGAGGAAGCUUUCCAGAAGGCUUUGAGAAUGGUAGACGAAAACGUCGUCGGUUUUUGCCCUUAUCUGAAAUCUGUCAACGAGGACGAGCUCGAGAAGCCUACGGACAAGCGAAUGUUCGUCUUGGCUGCUGCAAUUAAGGCCGGUUAUACCACCGAAAAAAUUUACCAGCUAACUAAGAUCGACCAAUGGUUUCUUGAAAAAAUGCGUAAUAUCAUCGUGUACCAGAACCGUUUAGAAGAUCUAGAGCAGACCAAGCUCACGUACGAGGUGUUACUAAGAGCCAAACAGCUUGGUUUCUCCGAUAAACAGAUUGCUAUGGCUGUGAAAAGUACCGAACUGGCUAUUCGCAAGCAAAGAAAGGAAAUGAGCAUUCUUCCAUUCGUAAAACAAAUAGACACUGUUGCUGCUGAAUGGCCUGCUAGCACAAAUUAUCUCUAUCUAACAUAUAAUGGGACGAGCCAUGAUUUGGGAUUCCCUGAGGGAUACGUCAUGGUCAUUGGUUCGGGCGUUUACCGUAUCGGUAGUUCAGUAGAGUUCGAUUGGUGCGCCGUUAGUUGUCUGCGCGAAUUACGCAACCUUGGCAAAAAGACAAUCAUGGUGAAUUACAAUCCGGAGACCGUGAGUACGGACUACGACAUGAGCGAUCGGCUGUACUUCGAGGAAAUCUCUUUCGAGGUGGUGAUGGACAUUUACGACCAAGAGGCACCUGAAGGCAUAAUCCUCUCAAUGGGCGGACAACUGCCAAACAAUAUAGCCAUGGACCUACAUCGACAGGAGGCCCGUAUCCUUGGCACCUCGCCCGAACAAAUCGACGGUGCAGAAAACCGGUUCGAGUUCUCGAGAAUGCUUGACAGAAUCGGAGUCCUACAGCCAAAAUGGAGAGAAUUGACGAAUUUGGAAGCAGCCGUUGAGUUCUGCCGAGACGUUGGCUACCCUUGUCUUGUACGUCCUUCUUACGUACUCAGUGGUGCAGCUAUGAACGUGGCCCACUCUGACAACGACCUACAAACUUACCUGAAGAGUGCCGCCAGUGUUAGUAAGAAACAUCCUGUAGUUAUCUCCAAGUUCAUACUUGAAGCUAAGGAGAUCGACGUUGACGCAGUUGCUUACCAUGGCAAUAUUCUUUGCAUGGCUGUGUCCGAGCACGUGGAGAACGCUGGUGUUCACUCGGGAGAUGCUACUCUUGUCACGCCACCGCAAGACAUUAAUCUGGAGACUCUAGAGAAGAUCAAAAUCAUAACGAGGCAGAUCGCUCAUAAUUUGGAGGUCACGGGACCGUUUAAUAUGCAACUCAUUGCAAAGAACAACGAAUUAAAAGUCAUCGAGUGUAACGUUCGAGUCUCAAGAUCAUUCCCGUUUGUUUCAAAAACUUUAAAUCAUGAUUUCGUUGCAAUGGCUACUAGAUUGAUUAUGGGAGAACCCGUUGAGCCCGUCGACGUCCUAGCAGGCUGCGGAAAAGUCGGAGUUAAAGUGCCUCAAUUCUCUUUUUCGAGAUUAACAGGUGCUGAAGUUAUGUUGGGAGUUGAAAUGGCGUCAACUGGUGAAGUAGCUUGUUUCGGUGACAACAGGUACGAAGCGUAUUUAAAGGGCAUGAUGAGCACUGGAUUCCACAUUCCAGAAAAAGGCAUUCUUCUAUCUAUUGGUACCUACAAGCAUAAAACAGAGUUGCUGCCGUCCAUCGCAAAUCUUCAUAGAAUGGGUUACAAGCUUUAUGCUAGUAUGGGAACAGCAGAUUUUUACUCGGAGCAUAAAAUUGACGUCGAACCGGUACAAUGGACCUUCGAGGACGUGGUGGACAACGAAGAUUCGAGCCCCAGCGAACUUCGUCAUCUGGCCGACUUCCUCUCGAAGAAGCACUUCGACCUCGUGAUUAACCUGCCGAUGCACAACGGCGGAGCUCGACGUGUCUCCAACUUCAUGACUCAUGGAUACAGGACCCGGAGACUCGCCGUCGACUACUCGGUGCCGCUCAUCACCGAUGUCAAGUGCGCUAAACUACUCGUCGACGCCAUGCUGUUGCUGGAUGGCAAAGCUCCGCGCAUGAAGACCCACACCGACUGCAUGACAUCUCGUCGCCUGUUACGUCUGCCUGGUUUUAUCGACGUCCACGUGCACGUGCGUGAUCCUGGCGCCACUUACAAGGAGGACUUCGCCUCGUGCACCGCCGCAGCUCUCGCCGGUGGUGUCACUACCAUCCUGGCAAUGCCGAACACCAAUCCGGCCAUCGUGGACAAAGAAGCCUUUUCCGUCGCCAAGGAGCGCGCGAAAGCUGGUGCCCGAUGCGAUUACGCCCUGUACGCGGGCGCCUCUUCUGAGAAUUGGUCUUCUAUCAAGGAAAUCGCUCCUCUCACCGCGGGACUCAAGAUGUACCUGAACGAAACCUUCACGACGCUGCGUCUCAACGAUCUUGGUGUCUGGACUAAGCAUUUCGAGAACUGGCCGCAUAAGUAUCCGAUUUGCGUGCACGCUGAGGGUCAGACUACUGCGGCUGUGCUGUUGAUGGCCAAUCUGCACAACAGACCGAUUCACGUGUGCCAUGUGGCGAGGAAAGAGGAGAUUCAGAUUAUUCGGGCAGCCAAGGAGAAGGGUUUGGCCGUAACGUGCGAAGUUUGUCCGCAUCAUCUAUUCCUAUGUCAAGACGACCUUGACAGAAUCGGUCAUGGCUGGGGCGAAGUUCGACCGGUACUGAGCACCAAGGAGGACGUACAGGCACUUUGGGAUAACAUGGAUAUUAUCGAUGUUUUCGCUACUGAUCACGCCCCUCACACUGUGGAAGAAAAGUCUCGGGCAUCGCCACCACCACCACCAGGUUUCCCGGGUCUGGAAACUGUUCUGCCUCUGCUCUUGAACGCGGUGCACGAAGGCAAACUCGAAAUGGAGGACAUCAUCGAGAAAUUCUACCGCAAUCCGAAAAAGAUCUUCAACAUUCCGGAUCAGCCCAACACUUAUGUCGAGGUCGAUUUAGAUGAAGAAUGGAUUGUUCCGAAAUCGAUGAACUUCAGUAAAUCCAAGUGGACGCCCUUCGCUGGUAUGAAAAUUCGCGGCUCGGUUCACCGAGUUGUCCUCCGCGGAGAGGUAGCCUACGUUGAAGGUCAAGUGCUGGUUAAUCCCGGUUUCGGCCAGGACUACAGAGAAGCUCAGAGAAAUAUUAAACUUGCGGUACCCGCUGUACAUCCACCUACUGCUGAAAUCACCAGUAGACCCAGCUCGGCGCUGGAUAAUUUGCUUUCGCCCAAGAAGUACUUGUACGAUAGGAACAUAGAUAACGACGAUGAGCCCAUUGAUGCUUACGGAAAUCUGAUCCAGCCUGCGCCCAAGUCAACGGUCCACUUUGCUCCAGACUAUAUGCCCCAGCAACGAGUUUCAUCGCCUUUGCCGUUUAGCAAUUCGACUCAUUACAAGAGUGACAGCAACCCUAAUUUGAUUGUCCAACCACACGUACCAACGACACUUCCACCUGUAAGCCAUGGGCUUACUGGACACCAUGUUCUUUCCGUCGAUAUGUUCCAGAAGGAACAAUUGAAGGAAAUCUUCGACAUUGCUCAUGACAUGCGAAAGAGCAUACUCGCUGACAGAUCAUUAGAUCAUAUUCUCAGGGGAAAAGUGAUGGCUUCGAUGUUCUACGAAGUAAGCACGAGGACAUCUUGCAGUUUUGACGCUGCGAUGCAACGAUUGGGUGGUAGAGUCAUUCACAUGGACGAAAACAAGUCAUCGGUUAAGAAAGGAGAAACCCUCGAAGAUUCCGUCGCAAUUAUGGCCGGCUACGCUGACGUAGUAGUGCUUAGACAUUCAGAGCGCGGCGCAGUCAAUAGAGCAGCUGUGCGCUGUCGCAAACCCUUGAUCAAUGCAGGUGAUGGUGUAGGUGAACAUCCUACUCAGGCAUUACUAGACGUGUUCACCAUCCGAGAGGAAAUGGGUACCGUGAGAGGUCUCACCGUCACAAUGGUCGGUGAUUUAAAGCACGGUAGAACCGUUCACUCUCUUGCAAGGUUGUUGGCAUUGUAUGAAAACGUACAAUUGCGCUACGUCAGUCCGCCCAACUUGGGUAUGCCGGAUGAGAUUGUGAAAUACGUGGCCAGUAAGGGAAUUCCCCAGGAGAAAGUCAGUAGGCUCGAGGAUGUUCUUGGAGAGACCGAUAUCCUCUAUAUGACCAGAAUUCAGCGAGAGCGAUUUGCCUCUCAAGAAGAAUACGACAAGGCAUCGGGACACUUUGUGGUGACGCCGCAGUUGAUGUGGCGCGCCAAGAAUAAAAUGCGCGUUAUGCACCCGCUACCGCGCGUCGAUGAGAUCAGUCCAGAGUUUGACAACGACCCGCGUGCGGCAUACUUCCGCCAAGCUGAGAACGGCGUCUACGUACGCAUGGCCCUCCUCGCCAUGGUUCUGGGCCGUUGCUAAUCCUGCUACUUCUUCCUUCUCCGUCCGUCGUACCCUCGGUCGUGCCUCUAGACACGUAAGCAGGCAAAAUUUGCGCACGUUCGCGCCUCGAUUCCCGCCAUUCCACAGGGGCUCACGUGCACGCAGCUUGAAAUUCGCCAUCGUCGCUGUCCUUGCAACAUGUAUACCGUCUUCGAGAGAGGACGCGAGGAUACGUGAUUGUUUUUCGGAUGCUUUCGGUAUGAGCUUGAUGCCUGCUCAAGCUCGUAUACGCGAUUAAAGGUAAUCGCGUAUACGCGAACGUGCGAUGGUCACGUAUAUUUUACGUGGAAGUGUGCGAUUGUUUGUGGAUGGCAUUUAUUUUGGGCCCGAUUUCGUUGAAUUGAUUUUUAUUCUUUUUUAAUUGAUCGAACAAAAGAGGAUGUGACGCUAUAUAGAAUCGUCGAGAAUUUUUCAUCGCGUAUUUUUCAAAGUCAAACUUUUUAAGGAAGUUUUUCGCUGCGUGCACGAAAGCAUGACCUUUUUAAUAUCAAGAAUCAAUUACUACUAUAUCUUAAGCAUAAUAGACGUUUUUACACUCAAAGACUUUAUACUGGUUUUUUAAAGAUUUACUGAUGAACGGAGGCAUUUGUUACGUUGACAGCCCUCGGUGUAUAUUGGGCAUUUUCCCAAUUAUGCGUAUUGACAUCAGCGAUGCUGAUUGUAAUGAACAUAUGAAAAUAGAAAUGACUAGCUACAGCAUGAUGCUUUAGAGUACUCAGACUAUACAAUGUUUACGGUUACCUGGAUUGGGUCAGUUUUACGCGCUUACUAUCUCAAUGUUCAAAUCAAAAUGAUUCGACACAAGAGCAAGUAUUUAAAAAAUGCGUCUUUUUAAAUGCAUCGCGUAUUCAACAAUUCGUUAUCAAUUUUUAUUAGAUAAACUAGUGAGAAUGUCUAACGAAGCUAUUCGUAGAAUUUUUUUAAGAUUUGUUAAAAACCCAUGGUAAAUGUGAUUUUUUUAAUUACUUUAUAUAAUAAUGAUUGAAUACUAUAAAUAAAUAGGCAGAAUGCAUCUGUU